GGAGGAAAUGGGAAGCCGGGGAAGUUGGGCCGAUAUUUCCUAUAUAAACCCCCAUGACACCUUGCUUUGCCUCAUAUUUGCGUUCUCUUUCUUCCUCGCUCUUGCUUGCUCUGACUCUCAAAUCAAAGAGCCCCUCUUUUUCCUCUCUCUCUCUCUCUCUCUCUCUCCACUUGUGCAUUCAAGGAUUCAAGGAGUAUCCAUGAGUAGAGCGUCGAGGUAUAUUGGAUUUUGAUCCUUUUCAAGUUCCUCAUUGGAGAUAACUGUAUCAAUAGGGCCUGUUUACAAUUUAGUUUUUAUGCAUUUCUGUAUCACAUGGGUUCUCGAGGAAGAUUACUAUUUGAUCUUAAUGAACCCCCUGUCGAGGAUAAUGAAGAUGGUGAUGUUAUUGUCUUCCAGCCUCAAAAGGCUCAACCAUCUGCAAAUUCCCAUGCGUCAGACUUAUUUCCAUCAUCAGGAGGUCCCCAAAGAAUAUUAAACAACCAUGCGUUUUCUCAUGCCUCCUCCGUAUCAGGUUUUCAGCCUUUUGUUCGAAGUAAACUUGGUUCUAAUCCUGAAAUGGGAGAAGAACAAAAGAAAAUGUCAGAUCAAAAUUCUAAGGUUACCUCAUCAUCCAAGUUAAACAAUGUUGAGACUGCAACACCCAUAUUGGUUUCAGGUUCUAGAGACACUCAAUCAGUAGAAAGGGAAGAAGGAGAAUGGUCUGAUGCUGAGGGUUCUGCAGAUAUAAAUGGAGGCAGUGUUUUGCGUAAACAGUUAAGACCUUCACAAGAGCAGGGCUUACUUUCUCCUUCCCACGAUGUUUCUGUGAACAAUUCCUGCAACACCAAAGUUUCUGAUAGUACCAUAGAUAAAAGUAGUAAUCAUGUACCUUCAACAACAGAUCCAGAGCCAAAUGAUCGGAAAAACAACAGUAUCCUAAAUACAGAAAACAAUGUUAAACUUGAUACCUCCACAGAUAGUGUUCAGGAAGAAACUGGGUUGCCUUCAAAACAAAGAGAAGUUAAGGGCAUUGAAGCAAGUCAUGCUAUAAAAUGUGCUAAUAAUCCUGGAAAGAGGAAAAUAGAUCAACAUCUAGAAGCCAAGCUUGGGAAGAAGCGUAGUAGGCAGACAAUGUUUCUUAAUUUAGAAGAUGUGAAGAUGGCUGGGCCUAUGAAAACUUCAACGCCUCGAAGGCAAGCAUUUCCACCUCCUAUAACCACGCGCAUUGUGAAGGAAGUUCAUAGUGCAACCCAAGUUAAUGAACGUGUUGGGGAAAAACAGACUGUUAAUAAAGACCAGAAACAAGGUGAUGUUUCAAGUCAUGAAGGAGUAGGCAUUUCCUCGGAAUCUGGUGAAUCAAAAUUGGACAGUAAUGGUGAUAUGAGUUCUGGAUUACUAGCUCGGCCAAACAGGCCAAACAAUGAUGGAGAUAUCCCAGCAGAGGCACCUUUACCACCAAUUCCCAGACAGGGUUCAUGGAAAAUACCUACGGAUUCAAGGAUGCAGAGGAAUAUGCAGGUCUCCAAUAGGAAACCAGCUAUAUCAAAUCAAAGUUCUUCUGACCACAAGCAGAUAAAUAAGAAGCAUCUUCCGGCCAAGAAGCAGAAUUCUGUUAGUAGUCAUCAAGACUCAUCAGUUGAACGACUUAUACGGGAGGUGACCAAUGAAAAGUUUUGGCAUCACCCAGAGGAAACUGAACUCCAGUGUGUUCCUGGUCGAUUUGAAUCUGUGGAAGAAUACAUCAGAGUGUUUGAACCUUUGUUAUUUGAGGAGUGUCGGGCUCAACUUUACAGUACGUGGGAGGAACUCUCUGAAACAUUCUCAAGAGAUACACAUGUGAUGGUUCGUGUCAAGAAUAUUGAAAGGAGGGAAAGAGGAUGGUAUGAUGUAAUAGUUCUUCCUGUGAACGAGUGCAAGUGGUCAUUCAAGGAGGGUGAUGUGGCAGUUCUUUCAUGCCCCAGACCUGGAUCAGUCCGAUCAAAGAGGAACAAUACUAUGUCUGUGGAGGAUGAGGAAGACCCUGAAUCUGGUGGACGUGUGGCUGGAACUGUUCGGCGACACGUUCCCCUUGACACUCGUGACCCGCCAGGCGCCAUCCUGCACUUUUAUGUUGGGGACUCAUACGAUCCUAGUAGGAUUGAAGAAGAUCAUAUAGUUAGAAAACUUCAGGCAAAGAAUGUUUGGUUUUUAACGGUGCUCGGUUCUCUUGCAACAACCCAGCGAGAGUAUGUUGCCCUGCAUGCAUUUCGUCGGCUCAACAUGCAGAUGCAAUCUUCAAUCCUUCAGCCUAGUCCUGAACAAUUUCCGAAGUAUGAGCAACAGUCACCUGCUAUGCCCGAGUGUUUCACGCAAAAUUUUGUUGAGUAUUUGCAUAGGACCUUCAACGGACCUCAGCUAUCUGCAAUCCAAUGGGCAGCAACACAUACAGCUGCUGGUACAAGCAGCGGGACAGUCAAGAGGCAAGAACCAUGGCCUUUUACACUCGUGCAAGGUCCUCCUGGAACAGGCAAGACACAUACAGUUUGGGGAAUGCUAAAUGUUAUCCAUCUGGUUCAGUACCAGCAUUACUAUACUUCCUUGCUUAAGAAACUAGCACCAGAAAGCUAUAAACAAGCUCAUGAGAGCAGCUCAGAUCAUGUCUCUACUGGAUCCAUUGAUGAGGUACUCCAAAACAUGGACCAGAAUCUUUUCCGCACUCUUCCCACACUGUGUCCUAAACCUAGAAUGUUAGUCUGUGCACCUUCAAAUGCUGCAACAGAUGAGCUUCUUGCACGUGUUCUUGAUCGGGGGUUUAUUGAUGGGGAAAUGAAGGUUUAUCGACCUGAUGUGGCUCGAGUUGGUGUUGAUUCACAAACACGUGCAGCCCAAGCAGUUUCAGUUGAGCGUAGAACAGAACAACUUUUGGUCAAAAGUAGAGACGAAGUCUUAAGAUGGAUGCACCAGCUAAAAGUUCGCGAAACUCAAUUAUCUCAGCAAAUCAGUAAUCUUCAGAGAGAACUCAAUGUUGCUGCUGCUGCUGUUCGCUCUCAAGGAUCUGUUGGUGUGGACCCUGAUGUUCUGGUGGCUCGUGACCAAAAUCGAGAUGCAUUGUUGCAAAACCUUGCUGCUGUAAUAGAAGGUAGGGAUAAAAUUUUAGUUGAGAUGUCACGCCUACUUAUUUUAGAAGGCAGGUAUCGAUCUAACAGCAAUUUCAAUAUGGAGGAUGCACGAGCUAGUCUUGAGGCUAGUUUUGCCAACGAGGCCGAGAUAGUUUUCACUACAGUGUCAAGCAGUGGUCGCAAAUUGUUUUCUCGACUAUCUCAUGGUUUUGACAUGGUAGUCAUUGAUGAGGCGGCCCAAGCCAGUGAGGUAGCUGUUCUUCCGCCACUUUCUCUUGGGGCAGCAAGGUGUGUGCUUGUUGGAGAUCCCCAGCAGCUCCCAGCUACUGUUAUCAGUAAAGCAGCUGGAACAUUGUUGUACAGUAGAAGUCUCUUUGAAAGAUUCCAGCAAGCAGGAUGUCCCACUAUGUUGUUAUCGGUGCAGUAUAGAAUGCAUCCUCAAAUACGUGAUUUCCCUUCAAGGUACUUCUACCAAGGGCGCCUUACUGACAGUGAAAGUGUUGCUAAUUUACCUGAUGAGACAUACUACAAAGACCCUAUACUUAGACCUUACACUUUCUUUGAUAUUACGCAUGGGCGGGAAUCUCAUAGAGGGGGAUCUGUUUCGUAUCAAAAUAUUCAUGAAGCACAAUUUUGUCUUCGUUUGUAUGAACAUCUACAGAAAACCGUGAAGUCAUUAGUCUUGGGUAAAGUUUCAGUUGGUAUAAUAACACCAUACAAGCUCCAAUUGAAGUGCCUCCAACGUGAGUUUGAGGAGGUUCUGAACUCUGAAGAAGGGAAGGAUCUAUAUAUUAAUACUGUAGAUGCUUUCCAAGGUCAAGAAAGAGAUGUGAUUAUCAUGUCUUGUGUGCGUGCCUCCAGCCAUGGUGUUGGUUUUGUUGCAGAUAUUCGUCGAAUGAAUGUAGCACUGACCCGAGCAAGGAGAGCUCUUUGGGUGAUGGGCAAUGCUAAUGCCUUGAUGCAGUCUGAUGAUUGGGCUGCGUUGAUCACUGAUGCGAAGUCAAGGAACUGUUACAUGGAUAUGGAAUCCCUUCCGAAGGAUUUCCUCGGACAGAAGGGAUCCACUCAGUCUACUUUGCCUGGGAAGAACUCUUCCAACACUAGGGGCCCGAGAUCAGUUCUUCCAAGACAUAGGUCUCUAGAUAUACACGUGGAGUCGAGGUCUGGAACACCAUCGGAAGAUGAUGAGAAAUCAAACUCUUCAGUAAUUACUAGGAAUGGAAAUUACCGGUCUUCUAAGGCUGCCGUAGAGACUUCCGCAGAAGAUUUUGAUCAGUCAGGUGACAAACUGAGAGACACUUGGCAAUAUGGUAUGCAGAAAAGGCAAAGUUCUGCUGGGACAGUUGGGAAGAGAGAUGUUUAAUCAAUGGCUCUCUGAAUUGGUUUCAAUGGUUCAGAGGAAACCUUUUGGUUAAUAUCAUGUGUGCAUCCGCAUGAGGCUCAGCUUUUGAAGGCUAUCCUGCAUGCUGAUCCCUGGCAGUGUCUGAGUAUGUUAUUGUCUUGACAAUCCUAAGCCUAUUUGAUUGAAGAUAAGAAUUGCAAAAGCAUACAGAAUAGGGAAACAAGUUACACAGCAUCUGCAGACAUCUAUUCUGGGGGGGGGAUCCGUUUCUUUGAUUUAAGUGUAUACUUUUGGGUUACCAGCAUACUGAGAAAGGUGAGCCUGCUGUUUUGAGACUGCUUAUCAUGACGUUUGGCGACUUAGAUCCUUCUUUUUUCAUAGUAUUUGUGUAUGCAUGUCUAGGGAUCAAAUGAUGGCAUCUGGAUGUGUUCGUUCUAUCACGAGAACUAGAGAGCCACAGGCUGUAAUGGGAAUUGAAUUGGGUGCCUGUGGUCAGUGGAAUUACUGUCCUCAAAUGGCCAUGACUCGCUUUUGGUCUUUGAUUAUCGAACCCUCGUGGAGGUGGAGAUCGACUCUCUGGGGAGCUGGCCGAGGUAAAUUCAGAAGUAAGAUGGUCGAUGAACAUUGUUUUGGACAAAUAAAUGCGUAAAGAUGACACAAGUAAGAAGCUGAAGGGUUGCAAUAUUGUGUUUUCUCGGCCUUUUUAGAGGGAACACUUUUCUCAGCCCUUGUGUAGUUAGAAAAUGAUUCCGGGGAGCUAAAGUUAUAUGGGGGGGCCUACAGCAGCUGGGAAUAGGAAACAAUUGUACAGUAACUAAUGGGGGAGAGCACUGGUUGUGUUGGAAGGCAUCAAAAUUUUGAAUGGCGUUAAAUGCCAAGUUGGGUCGUACAUAAACCCCGCCUUCAUUUGAAAUUAUAGCGAUUCUUUUGUUGCAGUUCCCUCUUUUUCGACCCAAUUCCUAAAUUCUUCAUUACAUAUUAAUAUUUGUAUGAGUUAUGAAAUUGUGCAGUUGUUGAACAGGAAAAACAACAUGGCACAUGGGAGAGGACUGAGGUUAAUGGUAUGCCAUGGGCUGUGUUUUCUUCUUU
Molecule: messenger RNA, 5508 nt
Organism: Cucurbita pepo subsp. pepo (vegetable marrow)
Lineage: Eukaryota; Viridiplantae; Streptophyta; Magnoliopsida; Cucurbitales; Cucurbitaceae
Source: RefSeq, a predicted model, not a curated record